Molecule: messenger RNA, 4356 nt
Organism: Etheostoma spectabile (orangethroat darter)
Lineage: Eukaryota; Metazoa; Chordata; Actinopteri; Perciformes; Percidae
Gene: cacnb3a
Product: calcium channel, voltage-dependent, beta 3a
Exons: 14
Coding region: 271-1974 (567 amino acids)
Biological process (GO): calcium ion transmembrane transport
Cellular component (GO): voltage-gated calcium channel complex
Molecular function (GO): protein binding; voltage-gated calcium channel activity
Source: RefSeq, a predicted model, not a curated record
GUACGGUUGUUGGAGCGAUGACGCUCCAGUCAAAUGGUUUAUUUUAGCUCCGGCAUUUUUCCUGCUGCUUUUACAUUUUAACCCCCCGAUGUAGAUUAUAACACACCUUGUGUUGUUUUUUUUUACCCUAGCUACCUUUUUUAUAUCAGCUGAUCUCGGAUGCUUUUUUCCCCUCCUCCAUAUUUUCCGCUCCUUAGAUGUAUUUUGUGUCCCUUGUUUCCUCCAGGAACCCAUGUCUGUGUGCAUCCCGCCUCCCUGCGCUCUCAAUAGAUGGUGCAACUCAAAAUGUCCAAAUCGCCCGUAGACCCACUGUCUGCUGUGGAAACAGGCUCUCAAUCGCACUAUUUUCAGCUGCCCAGGAAGUUGCCUAAACGCAAGAGCCGCUUCAAACGCUCAGAUGGCAGCACGUCUUCUGACACAACAUCCAGCUUUGUCAAACGGCAGGGGUCGGCUGAUUCGUACACCAGUAGACCGUCGGAUUCAGACCUGUCAGCAGAGGAGGACCGCGAGGCGUAUCGGCGUGAAGCCGAGCGCCAGGCACAACUGCAGCUCGACAGAGCUAAGUCCAAACCUGUAGCGUUUGCAGUAAAGACGAAUGUGAGUUACUGCGGAGCUCUGGAUGAGGACUGUCCUGUCCAAGGAGCUGCAGUCAAUUUUGAUGCCAAAGACUUCCUGCACAUCAAAGAAAAGUAUAACAAUGACUGGUGGAUCGGCCGGCUAGUAAAAGAGGGAGCAGACAUCACCUUCAUCCCCAGCCCUCUACGACUGGAGGCGAUGAGACUUAAGCAGGAGCAGAAACAAAGGAAAACAGGGGGUAACUCCUCGAGUUUAGGGGACAUGGUGACUGGGAGUUGGAGGACCACACCGCCAUCUGCAGGUGAAUCCAAACAGAAGCAAAAACAGGAACACGUUCCUCCCUACGACGUGGUGCCCUCUAUGAGGCCAGUGGUCCUCGUGGGACCAUCGCUGAAGGGCUAUGAGGUGACGGAUAUGAUGCAGAAAGCUCUUUUUGACUUCCUGAAACACAGAUUUGAGGGAAGAAUCUCAAUCACACGUGUAACUGCUGACCUGUCUUUAGCCAAGAGAUCUGUCCUCAACAAAAGACCCAUAAUGGAGAGAUCCAACACUCGCUCCAGCCUAGCGGAGGUUCAGAGUGAGAUCGAGAGGAUAUUUGAACUCGCCAAAACCCUGCAGCUGGUGAUUCUGGACGCGGACACCAUCAACCAUCCCGCACAGCUAGCCAAAACCUCCCUUGCACCCAUCAUAGUCUAUGUGAAAGUUUCCUCACCAAAGGUGCUUCAGAGGCUGGUCAAAUCCAGGGGAAAGUCUCAGAGCAAGCACCUGAAUGUGCAGAUGAUGGCUGCAGACAAACUCUCUCAGUGCCCACCGGAUAUGUUUGAUGUCAUUUUGGAUGAGAACCAGCUGGAAGAUGCAUGUGAGCAUUUGGCUGAAUACCUGGAGAUCUACUGGCGUGCUACUCAUCUUCCAGGCAUCACCCCUCUUAACCCCUUAUUGGAGCAGAGUCUAAUGACCCCGCCUUCUGCCAUCUCGAGUCUACAGAACAAGAACCAGCCUCAGCCUUGUGAGGCCGUGGGCUUGGAGGGUGAGGAGGAAGAGGUGGGUGAGGAGGCCCACUCCCCCCUGGAGCAGGACAGUCUUAUGCCGUCUGACGAGGCCAGCGACUCCCUGUCUCGUGGCCGGAGGGGGAGCCCGUGCCACAGGGGGGGUGCGGAGGAUGAAGAGGAGGAGGAGGAAGAAGAAGAGGAGGAAGAGGAGGAGGAUGAGUUUGCCUCCCCCUGCCAUGCUCGCACAUAUAGGGACAUGUACCCCCCUCACCGUGGGCACACUGGCAGUGCCCACAGUGCCAAUGGGCACGAGUCACAGGACAGGCUGCUCCAUCGUGAAGCUCAGCGAGGUCACAACCAGAGGAACAACCGCCAGCGCAGCCGCCCCUGGCCCCGAGACACCUACUAAGGAACAAAGCCCCCCACACCCGGCCUCCAGAUCAGCACAGAGAACCCCUCCCCCCCGCCCUCGAGCCCUCCGACUGUCAUAUUUUCCCAAACAAACAAUUUAGAGAUGAAAAAACUUGCACCAAAUCAGCUCCAAAUUAGAAACAAAUGCCCCGUUAUUAUAAGAAGACAACUUUAGGUCUAUUUUAUAAGAAUUUCGAGUCACUCACUUCCAGGCUCCCAGUUAUAAUUCAUCUCUAGAGGAUGCACUGACCUCUCCAGGGUCAUGUAAUUCAGAUUAAAGUCAACAGGGCUACUCACCUCUGCAAUGGAAAGGUUUCAGGCUACCAGCUGUAGGCAAACUCAAACUUUAGCUGCUUUGCCUAAGGUUUCUCUAUUGUAGGAUGUCUCAUAUACUGGCCUUAAAAUUCCUAAGACUUUUUAACUAUCUUUACUAUUGCAUGUAUGGGUAUAAUUAUUUUAAAACUAUUUGCACAUUAACGUCAGAACAGGAACAGAAUGAUCUUUACGGAUAAACUAAUGUAGGAAUGUCUACUGUUGAAUCCAUUUAUGGGAAAUAGUAAUGCAUUUGAUCACAAUGUAUAUACUGAAUGGGCACCUGGUUUGUUUCAUUGCUACUAUAUUUGUUUGAUUUUGUUAAUAUGGACUUGUUUGUUGUUUCAGAAAAAUGUUGCCACCCAUGUGUUCACUCAUACUCUGAAAACGGUGAAUGGAGAGACACACACACACACAUCAGAGUUUCUGAACGGUCACAAUUGAAGUAAGCGGUAUGAAGCUGCAGUAUAGCGUCAGUGUCACCUACAGUACAGUGUGUUCGGGGCAUCACUCGCCUUUGCUGUUGCACAAUCACUCUCAACACCUUGAAGAAAAAAACAAUCUCAAAAUGGGCACAGAGAAUGUAAAACACAACUUAGAAAGGGGAAUGUUAUCUUUUAAAAGGGUGAAUUAUUUGCCAAACUCGCUUGUUUACAUUGAACCAUUCACAUAUGUUUAAGCACAUGCUGCAGCGCCUCUUCAAAUCUUCAGAGAAUGUAAGUUUGCAUGCCUUUUUGCACCUCCAACACCACCCGGUGUCUCCAAACCCAACCGUAAUUCGAUUGUAGCACGUUAUUGAUUGUAGCAUCCACAGUUCCUACACUUAUCUCACUCCCCUUGUACGUCUUUGCCAAACAUUGCGUCACGUACUGCAGUUUGAUUCGAUUUUGAUCAAAGCAGAUCCUCAGGUGUAAGUCCUACACACUUAUCGCGCUCAACUCCACGUAACAAAUGUGUCGUGCUCCUGAAGGACUCGUAGCACCCGUGACACGAUGCCAUUCUGUUUCUGCACCAUUAUUAGUUCAUGAGCCGAUGAGGAGUUCGACGUGAUGCAGACGAGCAGCGACCCACUUCAUGAAAAAGGGGUCGAUACUGUUAACAGCCGGCUUUAGGAAAUACUGGUUUACUGCUUCCAUGUCUCACAGGUAUCUCUAUCUAGUGUUCUGUAUAUUUUGAAGACAAAAAAAAAUCAGCAUGAUUGAAAAAAAUCUAUGCAAGUGUUGCAUGAAAUCUGAUUGUUUCUUUUUACAGUUAAGUAUUUCAGUAAUGCAUUGAUUCUGAUUCUCCUUGUUGUCUUGUAGUGAUAGUCUUGUCUUUGGGGCUACUCACUCCUCACACACUAACAACACUAUUACUAAAAAAAAAAAAAAAUCAGAAUGCAUCACUUUAUUUAUCCACAAACAUUAAUAUUGGGGACAUUUUUUUUCUAUCCACAAUAUUGGGUGGACACUGGUUGAUGCACUUUUAAAAGUCACUUGCUUAAAAAUUGUCCCGGUCCCAGAUCAGGCACUACAAUUUUUUAAUUUGUGAUAAAAUCGAAUGAGUGAAUUAUUAAAGCCCUGCAUGUUUUAGUUCACCAAUUAGCUAUUUUCAUUAUAUUUUGGCAGAGUAUGUUUUUCAAAGCGGACCAAUUUAGCAACUGAUAAAGCAGUUGAGGUUUUUCAAUUUAUGAAGCACAAUUUUUACAAGGGUUAUAAUUUAUAAUUCAGUUUCCUCUGUCUUAUUCUGUAUGCAAUACUAAGCCUAAACAUUGAAAAACUUUAAACGCCUUAGACCAUCUGGACUUCCUGUUUUUGUGUGAGUAGAAAAAAAAAAUUGCACUACUUUUCUUUGGGAUGGUUGCUUUGUAAUGCAAUAACUGCACUAAAUAUAACCGUGUAUCCACCAGACUACCACAGCGUGCUAGCGUGAUCCAACACGCCUCUUCCCUCUAUUUAUCAAAAGAGACAGCAAAUGUGUAAAAAGUGAGACAUUUCCUGCCUGAUGCUGUAUAGAAUGCUUUCUAUUUGAAAAUAGAUUCACAAUGCUAAGUAAAAUAUGACUUAAAAUAAACAUGACAUUUUAUGUA